CCGGCGCUCGCUGCUGACGUCACCGCUGGCGCGACGCGGCGGGGGCGCCUGAAGGUGACGGUGGUCCCGGUCCCGGUGCCCGCCCCGCCAUGGCCGCCCGGCAGCUGCUGGCGUUGCGGCGCCUGCCCACGGCCGCCACCGCCGCCUCCUACUCGACGGCGCCCAAGAAGACGCAGUUCGGGUCGCUGCGGGAUGAGGAUCGGAUCUUCACCAACCUCUACGGGCGGCACGAGUGGAGGCUGCAGGGCGCUCUGCGCCCCAUCCGGGAGGCCUACGAAGCCGGGCUGCUGGGCAAGGACGCCUGCGGCUCGGGCUACGCCUUUGACGUCUUUGUGGUGAGGGGCGCCGGAGCCUACAUCUGCGGGGAGGAGACGGCGCUGAUCGAGUCCAUCGAGGGCAAGCAGGGCAAGCCCCGCCUGAAGCCCCCCUUCCCCGCCGACGUGGGUGUCUUCGGCUGUCCCACCACGGUGGCCAACGUGGAGACGGUGGCGGUGGCCCCCACCAUCUGCCGGCGGGGGGGGGCCUGGUUCGCCAGCUUCGGGCGGGAGCGCAACUCGGGGACGAAACUCUUCAACAUCUCGGGGCACGUCAACAACCCCUGCACGGUGGAGGAGGAGAUGUCGGUGCCACUCAAGGAGCUCAUCGAAAAACACGCUGGGGGUGUCCGCGGGGGCUGGGACAACCUGCUGGCCGUCAUCCCGGGGGGGUCCUCCACGCCACUGCUCCCCAAGUCGGUGUGUGAGACGGUGCUGAUGGACUUCGAUUCCCUGGUGCAGGCGCAGAGCGGGCUGGGCACGGCCGCCGUCAUCGUCAUGGACAAAUCGACCGACAUCAUUAAAGCCAUCGCUCGCCUCAUCGAGUUUUACAAGCACGAGAGCUGCGGGCAGUGCACGCCGUGCCGGGAAGGCGUGGACUGGAUGAACAAGGUGAUGGGGCGGUUCGUGCAGGGCAACGCGCAGGCGGCCGAGAUCGACGCGCUGUGGGAGAUCAGCAAACAGAUCGAGGGACACACCAUCUGCGCCCUGGGCGACGGCGCCGCCUGGCCCGUGCAGGGUCUCAUCCGCCACUUCCGACCGGAGCUGGAGGAGAGGAUGCGGCGCUACGGGGAGGCCAAAGCUCGGGCGGCGUCGGCAUAAGGAGCCGGUGGCGGAGCCAGGGCAGCCAUUUCCUGCCCCGGGGGAAGGGGGGGAUGCUCCCCGGGGGGGGGGCA
Calidris pugnax (ruff) is the source of this 1210-nucleotide messenger RNA. It is a transcript of the gene NDUFV1, whose product is annotated as NADH:ubiquinone oxidoreductase core subunit V1. Gene Ontology annotation, biological process: mitochondrial electron transport, NADH to ubiquinone. Gene Ontology annotation, molecular function: NADH dehydrogenase (ubiquinone) activity; FMN binding; 4 iron, 4 sulfur cluster binding. The coding region runs from base 90 to 1136 and encodes 348 amino acids. Lineage: Eukaryota; Metazoa; Chordata; Aves; Charadriiformes; Scolopacidae. The record is from RefSeq and is a predicted model, not a curated record. The transcript has 9 exons.